Molecule: messenger RNA, 2161 nt
Organism: Homalodisca vitripennis (glassy-winged sharpshooter)
Lineage: Eukaryota; Metazoa; Arthropoda; Insecta; Hemiptera; Cicadellidae
Gene: Traf-like
Product: TATA element modulatory factor
Exons: 8
Coding region: 281-2125 (614 amino acids)
Molecular function (GO): protein binding
Source: RefSeq, a predicted model, not a curated record
UUAAAACAUUCAUUCCAUAUACUCAGCAUCAUUUAUCCUGUGGUAAUAUAGUUCAAACAAAAUCAGUGAAGUGUAAUAUCUCUGUAAAUAUAAACGGCAGAAGUUGUUAGUUGUUUCAAUAAAAAGUGGUUUUAUAAAAGAACACUUGUUUCAUUAUGUGGGUGUGGUGCCUGCUGCUUAUCACACUGUUUACCUACUCAGCUUUAUCAGUUUCAACAUUUUGAUAAGACAUGUUCACCAAGCCUAAAGUGAUUCAUUGCUCUCCCAUCAUAGCAUCAAGAUGGAGGUUUACCAACGAAACCAACAAAAGGUAGCUCAGUGUUAUUUUUGUGGAGAAGAAAUGCCUCCAUCUCAACUUGAGAUGCAUGUAAAACACUGUGGCUGUGUACUGGAACCGUGUCCUGAGAACUGUGGUCUGUACGUCCAGAGGCAGUACAAAAACCAUCACUCGAGCUGGUGUAAGAAGGAUCCAUCCAAGCAACCCCAUGUCCAGAACUUAAAGGCUGACCUGGCAAAUAUGAGAGAUCAGUUGGAGCAGGAAAUGGCAAGGAGAAAACAGCAGAUGGACGGGUACAUGGAACAGAUGGAAAAAUACAACCAGAAAAUGGCUCGGACGGAGGAACUCAAUGUGAAAUUGAUAGAUGCAGUUACAGGAAUUCGCAAGUUAGUGAAUGAGGAGCAGUGUGCCAGACUGAAGGAUAUCCUGGAGGUAAAAACCAGUGUCAGUGAAGUCGCGAAAAUGAUCACACAGUUAAAAUUCACUUUGAACCAGACUCGGGUAGAUGUGGAGGAGCUGAGGAACGAUGUUCAUACUAACGAGCAAUAUGAGAAAAUGUACGAGCAGUUCCAGGAGUGGAAGAGAAAGCAGGAUGAAGUGGUGUCAGGGAUGAGGGUAGCACUCGACAAGGAUGUACAUGCAGAGAUCAACAAAUUGCACAAGGACAAUGUCAUCAGGAGCAAGUCUGUCAAUGAUCUGUUGGAUCUGAACGAAGUUAUCAUUGACACCCAGGAUAAGUAUACUGAACAAAUUUACCAGCUGGAGGUGGACGUUAAGGAGUUUAAGAAAUUUCUAACCGAAGAAAAUAUCAUGAUCAGUGGUAUUUGGCGGGAACAGUUGGAGGAAAUAAAGAGUCUGAAGGUGAGGUUUGAGGAGAAUGAGGCAGCAAUAAAAAACUUGAACGAGGAGCAAAAGUUAUUAAAAGACAAAAUUAAUCAUAUGGAGAACUUCUCAAAAGAUUUGAACAAUUUAAAUACCGGAAGUGAAAAAUUAAAACUGUCUGAGAUGUCAAUCAAUGAGGAACUGAUAAAGGAGUUGAUCGAGGAAAGACAUGAGUUUAGAGAAAGACUUGAAAAUUUGGAAUUACUGAAUAAACCCAAUGAAAGGAACUUCAGCACUGACACCUCCUUGUCUAUAUUUGAUGAUACGAUUGUGAAGCAGCAAAAUGAAAUCGCACAAAGGCUUGAAACUUUAGAAAAACUCACCACUGAGGUGCACAACUGUGGGAGAAGGACUUCAACUUCGACAAAUAACGAACCAAACGACCUUCCUGUCAUUGUGAAUGAAUUGACCAGUGAACAAUCUAUUAUAAAACGCAGACUGGAGUCUCUGGAAGCAUUGACACAUGAACUGGAAGAAGUAAAAUAUAAACUAAGCAGUAAAAAGAUAUCCAGUCUUGAUUCUGCUGCCUCCAUAAAUGGCCGCAUUAUGUGGACAAUAUCAAACUUUGGUACAAAACUGGAUGAAUCUAAAGAGAGUCGGACACAAAUAGAGAGCCAAUACUUUUACACAGGUGAAAGUGGAUACAAGUUACAGUUACGAGCAUACCUGAAUGGGAUUGGACAGUGGGAAGGGAGACACAUGAUCGUGUCCCUGCACGUCCUGCCCACGCAGUGGGACAACCGUCUGGUCUGGCCUUGCCGUCUCAAGGUCGUCUUCUGUCUACGUGACCAAGAACCCAUCCACAGAAAGGCAAAAGAUCUGGUGAAGAGUUUCACUAGCAACCCGGCAGCUAAAGGGUUCGAGUCUCCUUGUCUCCAGAUGUUCAUCCCUCACCGAACUCUCUACACAAAAAGUUACCUCAAAAAUGAUGUUGUUAUCAUUGAUGUCAAGGCACACCCAUUGUGAAAAUUACUUUUUUAAUAAAAUAUUUUUACUGUUUUA